ACGGGGACCGACAUGAAGCUGCUGCGUCCCUCCAGCCCCGAGAGCCACUACGAGACCCUGCGGCACCUCUACCAGGGCUGCCAGGUGGUGCAGGGCAACCUGGAGCUCACCUACCUGCCCCCCGACGCCGACACCACCUUCCUCAAGGACAUCAAGGAGGUGCAGGGCUACGUGCUCAUCGCGGAGAACCAAGUGAGCCAGCUGGAGCUGCAGAGCCUGCGUAUCAUCCGGGGGACGCAGCUCUUCCAGGAGCGUUACGCUUUGGCCGUGAUGGGCAACGCCGGCCCCUCUGGCAUGCCAGGGCUGCGCCAGCUCGGCAUGCGGCACCUCACAGAGAUCUUGAAGGGAGGGGUGCGCAUCGAGAGGAACCCCCAGCUCUGCUUCCAGGAGACCAUCCUCUGGUCUGACAUCUUCCACCGGCACAACGAGCUCCGCGAUGAGACCCAGGUGGAGAGCACCCGCAACCGCAGCUGUCCCGAUUGCCGGGCGCUGUGUGCCGAGGGGCACUGCUGGGGCGAGGGGCCGCAGGACUGCCAGACGCGUGAGUACGGGGCCUGCAGCCAGCUCUGCUCCCCCCCACCCCGGGACCCCCAAAGCCCCUGCCCCGGGCAGUCCGCUGCCGCCUCCACCGGCCCCAAGCCCUCCGACUGCCUGGCGUGCCUGAACUUCAACCGGAGCGGGAUCUGCGAGCUGCACUGUCCUCCCCUUGUCAUCUACAACUCGGACACCUUCGAGUCGGUGCCCAACCGCGACGGGCGCUACACCUUCGGUGCCAGCUGCGUCAGCCAGUGCCCCUAUAACUACCUUGCGACGGAGGUGGGGUCCUGCACCCUCGUGUGUCCCCAGAACAGCCAGGAGGUCACCGUCAACAACGUUCAGAAGUGCGAGAAGUGCAGCAAGCCCUGCCCGGAGGUGUGCUACGGGCUGGGAGUGGAUUUCCUCAAGGGCGUCCAUGCCGUGAACGCCUCCAACAUCCAGCACUUCGCCGGCUGCACCAAGAUCUUCGGCAGCCUGGCCUUCCUGCCCGAGACCUUUGCUGGGGACCCCAGCACCAAUACGCCACCCCUGGACCCCAAGCUGCUGCGGAUCUUCGAGAGCCUGGAGGAGCUGACGGGAUUCCUCUACAUCGCUGCCUGGCCACCCGGCUUCCAGGACCUGGGCGUCUUCCAAAACCUGCGGGUCAUCCGGGGCCGCGUGCUGCACAACGGUGCCUACUCGCUGACGCUGCGGGACCUGGCAGUGCAGGCACUGGGGCUCCGCGCCCUGCAGGAGAUCAGCAGCGGGAUGGUGCUCGUCCACCACAACCCCCAGCUCUGCUUCCUCCAGAAGGUGCCCUGGAGCAGCAUCUUCCGCAACCCCCGCCAGCGCCUCUUCCAGACCCACAACAAGCCCCCCGAGCAGUGCGAGAGCGAGGGGCUGGUCUGCUUCCACCUCUGCGCCCACGGGCACUGCUGGGGCCCCGGCCCGACCCAGUGCGUCGCCUGCGAGCGGUUUCUGCGUGGCCAGGAGUGCGUCGCCUCCUGCAACCUCCUGGAUGGAGCCAUCCGGGAGCACGCCAACGGGACGCGGUGCCUGCCCUGCCACCCCGAGUGCCAGCCCCAGAACGGCACCGAGACUUGCUUCGGAUCGGAGGCGGACCAGUGCGUGGCUUGUGCCCACUACAAGGACGCGCAGCAGUGCGUGCGGCGGUGCCCCAGCGGGGUGAAGGCAGACGCCUCCUUCGUGCCCGUCUGGAAGUACCCAGACGAAGAUGGCGUCUGCCAGCUCUGCCCCACCAACUGCACCCACUCGUGCACGAUCCGGGACGAGGACGGCUGUCCCGUGGACCAGAAGCCAAGCCAGGUGACGUCCAUCAUCGCUGGCGUGGUGGGGGCUCUGCUGGUCGUCGUCCUCCUGCUCAUCACCGUCAUCUGCGUCAAGCGCCGGCGGCAGCAGGAGCGGAAGCACACCAUGCGGCGCCUGCUGCAGGAGACCGAGCUGGUGGAGCCGCUGACGCCCAGCGGGGCCCUCCCCAACCAGGCCCAGAUGCGGAUCCUCAAAGAGACGGAGCUCAAGAAAGUGAAAGUCUUGGGCUCCGGCGCUUUUGGCACUGUCUAUAAGGGCAUCUGGAUCCCUGACGGGGAGAGCGUGAAGAUCCCGGUGGCCAUCAAGGUCUUGCGGGAGAACACGUCACCCAAAGCCAACAAGGAGAUCCUGGAUGAGGCCUACGUGAUGGCAGGGGUGGGCAGCCCCUAUGUGUCCCGGCUGCUGGGCAUCUGCCUGACCUCCACGGUGCAGCUGGUGACGCAGCUGAUGCCCUAUGGCUGCCUCCUGGACUACGUGCGGGAGAACAAGGACCGCAUCGGCUCCCAGGACCUGCUCAACUGGUGUGUGCAGAUCGCCAAGGGGAUGAGUUACCUGGAGGAGGUGCGGCUGGGGGACCCGGGCCCGGCUGCUCGCAACGUCCUCGUCAAGAGCCCCAACCACGUCAAGAUCACCGACUUUGGGCUGGCCCGGCUGCUCGACAUCGAUGAGACCGAGUACCACGCUGACGGCGGCAAGGUCCCCAUCAAGUGGAUGGCACUGGAGUCCAUCCUGCGCCGGCGCUUCACGCACCAGAGCGAUGUCUGGAGCUACGGCGUCACCGUGUGGGAGCUGAUGACCUUCGGGGCGAAGCCCUACGAUGGGAUCCCCGCCCGGGAGAUCCCCGCCCGGCGGGAGAGGGGGGAGAGCCUGCCGCAGCCGCCCAUCUGCACCAUCGACGUCUACAUGAUCAUGGUGAAAUGCUGGAUGAUUGACUCCGAGUGCCGGCCCAAGUUUCGGGAGUUGGUCACCGAGUUUUCCCGCAUGGCCCGGGACCCCCAGCGCUUUGUGGUCAUCCAGAACGACAUGGUCGGGCUGCCCGGCUCCAUCGACAGCACCUUCUACCGGGCGCUGCUCGAGGAGGAGGACAUGGAUGACCUGGUGGACGCCGAGGAGUACCUGGUCCCUCACCAGGGCUUCUUCAGCGCCGAGACCUCCACCACCUACCGCAGCCGCAUCUCCUCCACACGGAGCACGGCGGAGACCCCGGCCGACGUGGAGGAGGGUGGGGGCUUGGCCGCCUUCCCCUUCCCGCCCCAGGGCCUGGCAGAGGGGCCGGAAGACCCCGUGCCGGAGGUGCCAGAGGGGGACGGCGGGGCCAAGGUGGCCCUGCAGAGCCCGGCGGCGCGGGAGCCCGGCGCCCUGCCGCGGUACAGCGAGGAUCCCACCGGGCUGUCGGCCAAGGAGAGCGAGGUCCUGGACCCCGAGGGCUUCACCGCACCAGCCCCCCGCACCGCCAUGCCAGAGUACGUGAAUCAGGCUGGGGAGCGACGGUCCCCACCCCGGCACCCCCGCGUGCCCCCGUCCCCACCGGACAAGCCCAAGGGGCACCAGGGCAAGAACGGGCUCAUCAAGGAAAGCUGCGCACCGGCGCAGGUGACCCACUAG
This is a messenger RNA of Nipponia nippon (crested ibis), 3450 nucleotides long. The record is from RefSeq and is a predicted model, not a curated record. Lineage: Eukaryota; Metazoa; Chordata; Aves; Pelecaniformes; Threskiornithidae.